AUGCAAUUUUUAUUAAUUUUUAACGAAAAAUUUAAUCGUGAUAAUAAUAAUAAUAAUGCCGCGUUUUUCCUGUCGUUUUAUUUAUUUCUGUCGAAUUUAUUUCUUCUUAUCAAUGGAGAAUAUGAUAUCGGAGUGGGAAUUGCUGACGUUACGGGACCUAUAACCGAUAUUAAUUUUAUGGGCUAUGGAAAAUUCGAACAAGUCGGUAAAGGACUUCAUUUGCGACAAUGGGCUAGAAGUUACAUAAUCGAUGAUGGAAAUCAAAUUUUGGUUUUUGUCAACGUUGAUGUUGGUAUGAUUGGUGACGGAUUAAGAUUACAGGUUUUAAAAUCUUUGAAGGAAAUUUACGGGGAUGCGUAUAAUUCGCAAAACGUCAUCAUUUCCGGUACGCACACACAUUCGGCUCCGGGUGGUUUUCUCAUGCAUUUCCUAUUCGAUUUACCCUGCAAGGGAUUUUCCCGAGAAACGUUCGAUGCUCUCGUCGAUGGAAUCGUCAAGAGCAUAUCUAUGGCACAUUUGAAUAAAAAAAAAGGAAAUAUUUUUAUAAGUAAAGGUCAUUUAUACGAUACGAACAUGAAUCGAAGUCCUACGGCAUAUCUCGAAAAUCCGGAAUGGGAAAGAGCUUUGUAUCAAAACGACACGGAUACGGAAAUGAUACAAUUAAAAUUUAUAUCCAACGAUAACGUACCCAUGGGAGUAAUCAAUUGGUUUCCGGUUCAUCCGACUAGCAUGAACAAUACAAACACUUUAGUUUCUUCCGAUAACGUCGGCUAUGCAUCCAUUAAAUUUGAAAAAAUGAUGAAUCCUAAUCAUCUUUUGGGAAACGGCCCUUUUGUCGCUUCUUUCGCGUCUACGAAUUUGGGUGACGUUUCGCCCAACAUAAGAGGACCGAAAUGUCAAAAAACAGGAUCGCCCUGUAAUAUAAUGAGAAGUACUUGCGAGGAAGAUGUUUGCAUAGCAUCGGGCCCUGGUAAAGACAUGUUCGAAAGCACGGCCAUAAUCGCAGAUAGAUUAUUUCAAAAAGCGAGAGAACUUUGGGGGGGAUCGUCGGAAAAAGUUUCCGGACCUGUUAAAAUAAUUCACCAAUACGUCGACAUGCCGAAAGCGGAAGCCGAAAUUAAAAAUGCCGAAGGGAAAACCGUUAAAGUAAAAGGAUGUCCUCCGGCGAUGGGUUACAGUUUUGCUGCGGGAACCGUUGACGGACCUGGUGCAUUUUCAUUCAAACAAGGAACUCUAUCCACGAAUCCAACAUGGAACAUCGUGAGAAACAUAUUGGCAUCACCUACGGAAAACGAUAUUCUAUGUCAAGCACCUAAACCCAUAUUGUUAGCCACGGGAAGAAUGAAAUAUCCAUUCGAUUGGCAACCGAGCAUAGUAUCGACUCAAUUGGCACUCAUAGGAAACGUCGCUUUGAUUGCCGUACCUGGAGAAUUCACGACAAUGUCCGGUAGAAGAAUGAAAAAACAAAUAACGAAAAGAAUGAUGGAAAACGGUUUGGUUAAUCCUUGGCCGAUUAUCGCGGGUUUAAGCAACACUUACAGCGACUACAUAACCACGUUCGAAGAAUACCAGGUUCAAAGAUACGAGGGAGCAUCGACCAUAUUCGGACCCCACACUUUAACCCUCUACCUUAAUCAAUACGAUAAACUCCUGAACGCGCUUUUUCAAAAUAAGAGAAUGGAUUCUGGUCCUGAACCGCAAGACCUUUUAUCGCAAAAAUUUUCCUUCAUCACGCCCGUUGUUUAUGAUUUUCCUAAAAUCGGAUACACUUUCGGUGCGGUUUUGGAACAACCGGUCAACGUUUCCGGUCCCGGUACAACAGUCCGCGCCAAAUUUCUUGCCGGAAAUCCAAGAAACAAUUUAAUGCACGGUAAAACUUAUUGCACGAUAGAACGUCUGAACAGCGAAAAUAAAUGGAUGGUUGUAGCCACGGAUGCCGAUUGGGAAACAAAAAUUAAAUGGAGUCCGAUAAAUCAUUUCACACCCGGUAAUUCAAUAACCGUCGAAUGGACCGUGCCUGAUGACGUCACGCCCGGAAUUUAUAGGAUUAGACAUUUCGGUCAUUCGAAACAUUUUCUCGGAAGGAUUUUUCCCUACAGUGGAACGAGCGACAAAUUUCAGGUAACGAACUUACAUCAUCCCUCCCCUCCUCUCCCAUUCCCCCCCCACACACACACCCACAUAAUAAUAAUAAUAAUUUUAAUUGCUGUUAGGAAAACAUGA
Molecule: messenger RNA, 2223 nt
Organism: Pediculus humanus corporis (human body louse)
Lineage: Eukaryota; Metazoa; Arthropoda; Insecta; Psocodea; Pediculidae
Product: Neutral ceramidase precursor, putative
Exons: 13
Coding region: 1-2223 (740 amino acids)
Biological process (GO): sphingosine biosynthetic process; ceramide catabolic process; long-chain fatty acid biosynthetic process
Cellular component (GO): extracellular region
Molecular function (GO): N-acylsphingosine amidohydrolase activity
Source: RefSeq, a predicted model, not a curated record